CCUCCGCCUCCCGCCUCCCGCUUCUGUGGGCCUGGCUGUAACUGCCAGUGCAGAGGAGCUGAGAGGGCCUCCAUCGGGCCUCCUGGAAGGUGACUGCGGGCCGGCCAGCGACAUGAGGCAGGCAGGCGUCCUGCUGUCCCUGCUACUGCAGGCCUGCUGGGUGGCUGCGCAAGACAUCCAGAUGGCCUCAAAGGCCAUCACCUUCCAAGACUGCCCGGUGGACCUGUUUUUCGUGCUGGACACCUCUGAAAGUGUGGCCUUGAGGCUGAAGCCCUAUGGGGCCCUGGUGGACAAAGUCAAGGGCUUCACCAAGCGCUUCAUCGACAACCUGAGAGACAGGUAUUACCGCUGCGACCGCAACCUGGUGUGGAAUGCAGGCGCGCUGCACUACAGCGACGAGGUGGAGAUCAUCCGCGGGCUCAUGCGCAUGCCCGCCGGCCGCGAUGAACUCAAGGCCAGCGUGGACGCUGUCAAGUACUUCGGCAAGGGCACCUACACGGACUGUGCCAUCAAGAAGGGACUGGAGGAGCUGCUGGUGGGGGGCUCCCACCUCAAGGAGAACAAGUACCUGAUCGUGGUGACCGACGGGCAUCCCCUGGAGGGCUACAAGGAGCCAUGCGGGGGCCUGGAGGACGCUGUGAACGAGGCCAAGCACCUGGGCAUCAAGGUCUUUUCAGUGGCCAUCACGCCUGACCACCUGGAGCCGCGCCUGAGCAUCAUCGCCACGGACCACACGUACCGGCGCAACUUCACGGCAGCAGACUGGGGACAGAGUCCCGACGCCGAGGAGACCAUCGCCCAGACCAUCGACACCAUCGUGGACAUGAUCAAAAAUAACGUGGAGCAAGUGUGCUGCUCCUUCGAAUGCCAGCCUGCCAGAGGACCUCCAGGGCCCCGGGGCGACCCUGGGUACGAGGGAGAACAAGGAAAGCCAGGCCUUCCUGGAGAGAAGGGGGAAGCUGGAGACCCCGGACGACCUGGGGACCUUGGACCCGUUGGGUACCAGGGCAUGAAGGGAGAGAAGGGGAGCCGUGGAGAAAAGGGCUCCAGGGGACCCAAGGGAUACAAGGGAGAAAAGGGCAAGCGUGGCAUUGACGGGGUGGACGGCAUGAAGGGAGAGACUGGGUACCCAGGCUUGCCGGGCUGCAAGGGUUCACCAGGGUUUGACGGCAUCCAGGGACCCCCGGGACCCAAGGGAGAUGUGGGUGCCUUCGGAAUGAAGGGAGAGAAGGGUGAAGCUGGAGCCAUUGGGGAGCCCGGAAGGCCGGGGAGCUCGGGCCCAUCAGGAGACGAGGGCGAGCCUGGAGAGCCUGGUCCCCCGGGAGAGAAAGGAGAGGCCGGCGACGAGGGGAACGCGGGACCCGAUGGCCCUCCAGGAGAGAGGGGCGGCGCUGGAGAGAGAGGACCGCGGGGAACCCCAGGUGUGCGGGGGCCUAGGGGAGACCCGGGCGAAGCUGGACCCGAAGGUGACCAGGGACGAGAAGGCCCCGUUGGUGUCCCUGGAGACCCGGGUGAGGCUGGUGCUAUCGGACCCAAAGGAUACCGAGGUGACGAGGGCCCCCCUGGGUCUGAGGGUCUCAGAGGAGCCACAGGACCUGCUGGGCCACCUGGAGACCCCGGGCUGAUGGGCGAGAGGGGAGAAGAUGGGCCUCCUGGAAAUGGCACCGAGGGCUUCCCUGGCUUUCCGGGCUAUCCAGGCAGCAGGGGCCCCCCUGGACUGAACGGCACGAAGGGCUACCCUGGCCUCAAGGGGGAUGAGGGCGAAGCUGGGGAGCCCGGAGAAGACAACAACAACAUUUCACCCCGCGGGGCCAAAGGGACAAAGGGCUACCGUGGCCCAGAAGGCCCCCAGGGUCCCCCAGGACACGUGGGACCACCUGGGCCAGAUGAGUGUGAGAUUUUGGACAUCAUCAUGAAGAUGUGCUCCUGCUGUGAGUGCAAGUGCGGCCCCAUCGACAUCCUCUUCGUGCUGGACAGCUCCGAGAGCAUCGGCCUGCAGAACUUCGAGAUCGCCAAGGACUUUAUCAUCAAGGUCAUCGACCGGCUGAGCAGGGACGAGCUGGUCAAGUUUGAGCCGGGGCAGUCGUAUGCAGGCGUGGUACAGUACAGCCACAACCAGAUGCAGGAGCACGUGGACCUGCGGAGCCCUCACAUCCGCAACGCGCAGGAGUUCAAGGAAGCCGUCAAGAAGCUGCAGUGGAUGGCAGGCGGCACAUUCACGGGUGAGGCGCUGCAGUACACGCGGGACCAGCUGCUGCCGCCCAGCCAGAGCCAACGCAUCGCCCUGGUCAUCACCGACGGGCGCUCGGACACCCAGCGGGACACCACGCCCCUCAGCGUGCUCUGUGGCCCCAACAUCCAGGUGGUGUCCGUGGGCAUCAGGGAUGUGUUUGGCUUCGUCGCGGGCUCUGACCAGCUCAACGUCAUUUCCUGCCAAGGCCUGUCACCCCAGGGCCGGCCAGGCAUCUCCCUGGUGAAGGAAAACUACGCGGAGCUGCUGGAGGAUGCCUUCCUGAAGAAUGUCACGGCCCAGAUCUGCAUAGACAAGAAGUGUCCGGACUAUACCUGCCCGAUCACGUUUUCCUCCCCGGCCGACAUCACCAUCAUGCUGGACGGCUCGGCCAGCGUGGGUGGCCACAACUUCGAAGUCACCAAGCGCUUUGCCAAGCGCCUGGCUGAGCGCUUCCUGUCGGCAGGCCGGGAGGACCCCACCGCGGAUGUGCGGGUGGCAGUGGUGCAGUACAGUGGCCCAGGCCAGCAGAGGCCAGGGCGGCCGGCCCUGAGGUUCCUGCAGAACUACACAGUGCUGGCCAGCACCAUCGACAGCUUGGACUUCUUCAAUGACGCCACCGACGUCAAUGAUGCCCUGAGCUUCGUGACACGCUUCUACCGCGAGGCCUCCUCAGGCACCACCAAGAAGAGGGUGCUGCUGUUCUCAGAUGGCAACUCGCAGGGGGCCACAGCCGCAGCCAUCGAGAAGGCCGUGCAGGAGGCGCAAAGGGCAGGCAUCGAGAUCUUUGUGGUGGUGGUGGGCCGCCAGGUGAACGAGCCCCACAUCCGCGUGCUGGUCACUGGCAAGACCGCUGAGUACGAUGUGGCCUUCGGUGAGCGCCACCUGUUCCGAGUGCCCGACUACCAGGCCCUGCUCCGCGGUGUCUUCUACCAGACGGUCUCCAGGAAGGUGGCACUGGGUUAGGGCCAGGGGUGCACACUGUACCAGGACAAGCCCCCCAGCCCUGCCCAUCAGGACCAAACAGAAAAUGUGACCUGAGUUUUCCUGAUUAGCUAGACGUGUAUAAAGGGGAGGCUUGAAAUCCCACCACAGACCCUCGCUCGUGCUUUGGGUCACCUCCCCCUCGGCUUGCAGAGCUGGUGUCUGCAUCCUCCCUCCAUCCCUGGGACUGGCCUGCCCUGCAGCCACCUCCGGACCGCCCUCUGCUCUGGGCUGCGAGGGCCCCUGCUGCCUCCCUGACUCCCUGUUGCUCCUCCUCAGGGCUGGUUCUCCUAGCAGUUCUUCAGGAAGCUUCAUUAUUGUUUCCUCCCAUUUGCAGUCCAAGCAGACCCUGUUAGCUCAGGUGAGAUGCCGGACUGUGUUUCCUUUGUGAGAAACCAAGGUCAAGGUCAAGAGGAUUUUCAAACAAAGCAUGAGGGGUCAGCUUCCCACCAGAGACUCACCAGUGGUCCCUGGGACCCUGGUCCCAGGCCUCAGAGCUCCAUGGCUCAGGCCAGGGAGUGGGGGAAAUGCUCCGGCCUUGGUUCUCAGAUCCCAGGAGCAAAGGUGCUGCCCAUGAGGGCCCCACACUGAUGCAGCGGCCUGGUCUGGACCAGACGGCCAAAGCAUUCUCAGAAACAACCUGGAACUCUUUCUCCUCCAAAUAGUGGCUAGUCCUGCCUUUCGCUGAAGAUCCUUUUCAUGUCCACUUUAUCCCUGCUCCCUGUGUUUUUUAUCAGUCCUCUCCAUGUCAAUGAUCUCUGCUAAUAAAAGUUUCCACUUC
Messenger RNA from Fukomys damarensis (Damara mole-rat), 3995 nucleotides. It is a transcript of the gene Col6a1, whose product is annotated as collagen type VI alpha 1 chain. Bases 113 to 3196 code for a protein of 1027 amino acids. The transcript is spliced from 35 exons. Lineage: Eukaryota; Metazoa; Chordata; Mammalia; Rodentia; Bathyergidae. The record is from RefSeq and is a predicted model, not a curated record.